AUGUCGACCAGCGCCAGCGAGAACAGGCAAGCCCAGCAGCAGGCGAGGCCCCCGGCGGUGGUGUCGUCGGCCGCGGACGACGCGGAGAUGCAGAGGGUGUUCGCCCGCAUCGACGCGGACGGCGACGGCCGGAUCUCCCCUUCCGAGCUGGCCGCGGUGUCGCGCGCCAUCUCCCCGCCGUCGAGCUCCUCGCACGGGCGCCGCGAGGUGGCCGCCAUGAUGGACGAGCUGGACACCGACCGCGACGGCUUCGUGGACCUCGGCGAGUUCAAGGCGUUCCACGCGCGCGGCGGCGGCGGCGGGGACGAGCUCGACGCCUCGCUCCGCGCCGCGUUCGACGUCUACGACGUCGACGGCGACGGCCGCAUCACGGCGGCCGAUCUGGGCAAGGUGCUCGCGCGCAUCGGGGAAGGGUGCAGCGCCGAUGAGUGCCAGAGGAUGAUCGCCUGCGUCGACACCGACGGCGACGGAUGCGUCGGCUUCGAGGAGUUCAAGAAGAUGAUGUGCCCCAACAGCCCCAAGCCGGCGCCACCGGGCCGGACAAGGCCAAGGAGUAACGGGUGUGUGCUCGGGGAGAAGAAGGGCUGGAGUGUCUCUGCCUCUAGCAUUAUUUUCACCUACUGUAGUCAGGAGGAAAUACUCCUGCAGUAA
Molecule: messenger RNA, 651 nt
Organism: Miscanthus lutarioriparius
Lineage: Eukaryota; Viridiplantae; Streptophyta; Magnoliopsida; Poales; Poaceae
Source: the annotation of a GenBank genome assembly